AUGGCCAUCGACUUCUCCGGUUUCGAGUUCGGCGUCACCAUCCACCAGGGCAUGAACUGGGACAACCUGCGCCUGCCCCAGAGGUUCGCCUCGAUCGUCGAUGGGAAAGAGCCCCACCAUGUCCUCUUGCGUAUGUACAGCGGCGCAGCCGGCCUAUGUUCCGCGGAGGUGAUGUUCGACGGCGAAGGGCAGAUGCUCCUCCACAACGAGUGGAGGCGCGUCGCCCGCUCACACACCAUUGAAGUCAGCCACUUUUUCGUCUUAAAGUACAACGGCCACAACAUCUUCACCGUCAAGGUCUUCGACGAGACCAUAUGCCGCCGCCACUUAGGGAAUUUUCUAUGUAAUAGAUUUGCCCAAACACUGAACCAAAUGGACCAGCUGCUAGGCGUGCUGUCCGGGCAGCCGGACCAACACUGA
This is a messenger RNA of Lolium perenne, 420 nucleotides long. Its product is annotated as B3 domain-containing protein Os03g0212300-like. The record is from RefSeq and is a predicted model, not a curated record. Lineage: Eukaryota; Viridiplantae; Streptophyta; Magnoliopsida; Poales; Poaceae.